Dicentrarchus labrax (European seabass) is the source of this 3480-nucleotide messenger RNA. Its product is annotated as neurofilament medium polypeptide. The record is from RefSeq and is a predicted model, not a curated record. Gene Ontology annotation, biological process: neurofilament bundle assembly. Gene Ontology annotation, molecular function: structural constituent of cytoskeleton. NCBI's taxonomy places the organism in Eukaryota, Metazoa, Chordata, Actinopteri, Moronidae. Gene Ontology annotation, cellular component: postsynaptic intermediate filament cytoskeleton; intermediate filament; axon.
GUGUAAGCUGCUCUCAUUCAAGCAUCAGCUGAUGCUACACCUUUUCAGCACCGCGGACAGCUCCGUUCUGCAUACCGAGCAGAUGGGGACGCUUAUAAAAGUCCGCAUGGAGCGACUCUGCACCGUACACUCACCGCGACAGCCCGAGCCACAGCAUGGAUAACCGAUUCGGCUUUCCGCGCAGAAUCGCUCCAGAUGAGUAUCUACAACACAAACCGAAGCGUUCAACAUUAGAUAUUCGAGGGACGUCCACGGGCAUGAAUGUGACCGAGCCGUUAUCCGGAAAGUUUAAUGAGAAGGAACUGAUGCACGGCCUGAACGACCGUCUCGCAGGAUUCAUAGAGAAGGUGCACCAUCUGGAGUACCAGAAUCGUAUGCUAGAGAGAGAGAUCGAGGAGAUCAGGGGGAAAGCGAAAGCCGCAUCUUCUUUGGAGGAGGAAUACGGGCCCGAGCUCGGCAAACUGAGACAGCUGGUUCAGGAUAUCACUCAUCAGAAGCAUCAGAUUGAAAUUGAGCAUCAGAAUUUAGAGGACGAGCUGUCCGAUUUGAGAGGAAAACAUGAACAGGAGUCGCGCAGCCGAUCUGACGCCGAGAACAACAUUGUGGUCCUCAAGAGGGACAUCAGUGACGCGUACCAGGCUAAACUGCGGCUGGACAAGAAAGCACAGGCUCUCGUGGACGAAAUCCACUUCCUGAAGAAGAACCAUGAGGCCGAGGUGUCGGAGAUGUGUGACCAAAUCCAGGAUGCGCAGGUGAACGCCAAGGCGCAUGAAUUUGGCAACCCUGGCGUCACUGCGGCACUCCGGGACAUCAGGGCGCAACUGGAAGGUCAUACCGUGUCCGAGUUCGAGCAGGUGGGAGCGACUUUCCGAUCUCAGUUCGCAAGAUUAACCGAGGCAGCUGAGAGCAAGAGGGAGGCGUUAAAAGCGACCCAGCAGGAGAUCCAGGAGUACAGGAGGCGCCUGCAGGCCAAGAACAUCGAACUGGACUGCGCUAAAGGCACCAGGGAAGCGCUGGAGAGGCAACUUCAUGACGUCGAGGAUCGCCACAAGGAAGAAAUGAUUCAUUACCAGAACACGAUCAAAGAACUUGAAAAUGAGCUCAUAAACUGCAAAUUUGACAUGUCUGGUUACCUGCGGGAAUACCAGGACCUGUUAAAUGUGAAGAUGGCUUUGGAUGUGGAGAUAAUGUCUUACAGGAAACUUCUCUGCGGUGAGGAGGCUCGACUCUCCACGAUGUCAGACACCCACAUCUCCUUGCCCUACAUCUACCACCAGUCCCCCGUUUACACUCUUCCCUGCCUCAGCCGCCCGGGAGGACCGCACAGACGAGUCGAGCCGCACUACAAGUUUGUGGAAGAGAUCAUAACGGAGACCACCAGGGAAAUUGAGAUGUCAGAGUUUGAGGAGACAGGAUCAGAGGAGACAGAGGUGGGAAAAGAUGAGCAGGAGUGUACCAAAAGAGAUGGAGGGAGCAGUGAGGAAGAGAAGGAUAAUAAAGACGUCAGAGAGGAAGAGAAGGAUAAUAAAGACGUCAGAGAGGAAGACGGUGAGCAGAUGUCUGAUAGUGAGCAGAAUCAAGUAGCAUCCGUAGGACAUUCCGUGAAUGGAGGGGAUGAUGGGAGUCCUGGUAAAGUAGAUGAUGGUGAAAAGGGUCAGAAAAGUAAAGAAGAGUCAGAGGAGACUGACGCAGGUGACAAUGAAGGGGACAAAGUUGAGCAAAGUGAGGGCCUUGAUGAGGAAGAAAAUGAGCAACUUCAAAAAGUAGCUGAAAAUGCAAAAGAUGAGAAAGAAGCUGCAGUGACAAAUGCAGAAGUUCAGAAAGAAGCUGGAGUGACAAACGCAGAAGUUCAGAAAGAAGCUGCAGUGACAAACGCAACAGAUGAGAAAGAAGCUGCAGUGACAAACGCAACAGAUGAGAAAGAAGCUGCAGUGACAAACGCAACAGAUGAGAAAGAAGCUGCAGUGACAAACGCAACAGAUGAGAAAGAAGCUGCAGUGACAAACGCAAAAGAUCAGAAAAAAGAAGCUGCAGUGACAAACGCAAAAGAUGAGAAAGAAGCUGCAGUGACAAACGCAAAAGAUGAGAAAGAAGCUGCAGUGACAAACGCAAAAGAUGAGAAAGAAGCUGCAGUUACAAACGCAACAGAUGAGAAAGAAGCUGCAGUGACAAACGCAACAGAUGAGAAAGAAGCUGCAGUGACAAACGCAACAGAUGAGAAAGAAGCUGCAGUGACAAACGCAAAAGAUGAGAAAGAAGCUGCAGUGACAAACGCAACAGAUGAGAAAGAAGCUGCAGUGACAAACGCAAAAGAUGAGAAAGAAGCUGCAGUGACAAACGCAGAAGAUGUAAAGCCAGAGAUCCAUGCAGGGGAGGAACUUCCAAGAAAAUCUGAUGUUAGUGAAAAAGGAGACACUGAAAAGGACAGUUCUUUCUCCAUUCAAGAGAAGAAGCCUGUUGAGGAGACCUCGGCCCGAGAGUCCAAAGAAUCAGACAAAACUCAAGAGCUUAGCAGCGUUGUUCAAUUGCAAGAUGAGGUGCACACUUCAGUUUCAGAAACAGUCGAGAAAACCAGAGAUGUUACAGCGGAGACCAAGAGCGCUCUGUCCGUGGAGACCGAGGAGCUUUCAGUAAAGGCUCGGGUAACUUCAACUGCAACACCCACGAGUGAGGGAAAGGAAAACAGUCAAACAGACCUGAAGGAAAUCAAUAAAUCUGAAGCCGCAAAAGCUGAGGAUAAAGUAGCAAAAAGCAUUCAAGAUGCUAAACACGAUAGCAAUAAAGGCCAAGAGAAAGAGUCGCCUGUUAAAUCUGAUGUGAAAAGUCUUCCUGGAGCGGAGGAUCAGAAGCCGAACAGUGGCGAUAAAACCCAAACAGACCAAGCUGUGUUGCCAAAGGAGAAGACAACUGUCAAUGGAGAAAUCAAAGAGGGGGCACCUGAAAGCAGUCAGGUUCAGAAACCAAAGCUGUCUGAGGUUUCAGAGAUAAAAAAGGAUCCUCGAGAUGAAAGUGAGAAGGUGGAGAGCAGCAAGUCAGAGAAAUGAGAGGGAAAUGUGCUAAAAGCAAAAACGCUGGGGCAUAUCUUUUGAGGUCGAGAAAGUGAGGAUAAAUGACAUUUUCCCCUUGAAUGUAAUGAGCGCACAGUUGGCAGGCAAAUACCAGGGAUCGUGAAGCUGAAAAUAGAGAAUGGCUUAAUUAGUGCAGAUGCAAAUUUAAGGUCUAAGCUGAACCAAGCAAUAAGAAGAAAACUCAAAGCUGUAACUUCUCUACACAAUGACCGUCUUUAAAGGAGAGCAUGAUUCUCGGUGCAACAGCUUUGCCUUUGAACUUUCAAUCAACUUGUUGACGUAUUCAAAUCCUUUAACUCACCACUUAACUAAUGUAUCAUGAAUGUAAAAGAUGCAAAGUUACAUUUGAAUGAGUGUCCAUCUUUACUUGCUUUGGUAUGUGCUGAGAAAUAAACUACCAACUAUCAAGUCA